Molecule: messenger RNA, 2230 nt
Organism: Pristis pectinata (smalltooth sawfish)
Lineage: Eukaryota; Metazoa; Chordata; Chondrichthyes; Rhinopristiformes; Pristidae
Gene: cbfb
Product: core-binding factor subunit beta
Exons: 6
Coding region: 343-903 (186 amino acids)
Biological process (GO): regulation of transcription by RNA polymerase II
Cellular component (GO): core-binding factor complex; nucleus
Molecular function (GO): transcription coactivator activity; sequence-specific DNA binding
Source: RefSeq, a predicted model, not a curated record
GCGCGCUGCGGGCGGUUGUGAAUGGUGCAGUGUGAGUGAGUGAGAGAAGUUCAAUUACUCGAGAGGAAGUGGGGAGCUCGGGAAGGGAGGGGGCGGUUGGUCGGAGAGGCGCCGCGAGGCAGGAGGAAGUGAGCGCGCGAGCGGCGGGAGUCCGUUAGGGAGCGCGUGAGCGGCGCGGCGGGCAGCGUCUGGGCCGGAGGAGCCGGUGAGGGGAGGGCAGACACCCACCUACACCCCCCCCCCAACACACACACACACACACACACACACACACACACACAACCCGCCGGAGACAGCCAGCCAGCCAGACAGACAGGCAGGCAGGCGGAGACUCGGGAGAAGAUGCCGCGGGUCGUCCCCGAUCAGAGGAGCAAGUUCGAGAACGAGGAGUUCUUCCGCAAACUCAGCCGGGAAUGUGAGAUUAAAUAUACGGGUUUCCGCGAUCGGCCGCACGACGAGAGGCAGAUGCGGUUUCAAAAUGCCUGCAGGGACGGCAGGUCUGAGAUCGCUUUUGUGGCGACUGGAACUAAUCUAUCUCUGCAGUUUUUUCCGGCAAAUUGGCAUGGAGAGCAGCGGCAAACACCCACACGAGAGUAUGUGGACUUUGAACGUGAUCCAGGCAAGGUAUACCUGAAGGCUCCCAUGAUACUUAAUGGUGUCUGUGUAAUCUGGAAGGGCUGGAUUGAUCUCCAGCGUCUUGAUGGCAUGGGCUGUCUGGAGUUUGAUGACGAGCGUGCACAGCAGGAAGAUGCCCUGGCACAACAGGCGUUUGAGGAUGCCCGACGAAGAGCCAGAGAUUUUGAAGACAGGGAGAGGUCCCAUCGGGAGGACAUGGAGCCACGCAGGCAGGACCCCAGUCCCGGCUCCAACCUGGGGAGCGGAGAUGAGCUCAAACUACGUUAAAUGUUCUUGGAGCAGCCUCGCCAUAAACCUUUUUAUGUGGGAUCAAGCAGCUUUCUGGUGAACUGGUGUUGAAGGAAAUGAAGAUGCUAAGGUCCUGAACAAGAAUUUUUUUAUUCCUGCCCCACAGCCCCAGGCCUUUGGAUGCCCCGUUCAGCACAAACCGCCAGGGAUUGCACUAUGUCCAUUUACAGUACCUGCAUUUCCUAUUUUAAGCAUGUAGCCAGCAGCAAUCUUUGUUUUCUAUGCAAGCUAUGUUUCUUUUUUGAAUUUUUAAAUGGCCUUUUAUGUAUUAUUUGUCUCCCCUUCCCCCUUGGUUGUUUAACCAAAAAAUGCAGGAAAUCAAUCAGAAAUUAGGUCAAAAUGUGUUUAAGUUGAAUUAAGAUUUAAGUGGCAGGAAAUCAGAAAUUUAUUUUCUGCUUUUUCUGUCGUACAUUCUGGGUUGCAAGUGUGUAAGGAUUCAAAAUCUGUAUCUGUUUGCCUUUGCUUUUCUAAAGCACAGGGAAUGCAUUAUUUGCUUGCCUGCAAUUUUUAGCUCUGAUUUUUAUAUCCUGUAAAGAGAUAGCCACAUAAGGAAGUCGUCUAUAUGACUGGAGCAAAUUUUUUUACAAGUGGAAAAAUAAUGAUGGAGAGUAAGGUUUUUUUUGCAGCAAGUUGGAAAGCAGAAGACUGUCCAAGAUAAAGAACAUUCAAUUUGGCUUGUUCAUUCCAUUUUCUGAAUUAAACCUCAGGCGAAAAUAAAAUCUCUUGAACAUUAAUUUUAAUUUCUACCCAUGUUUAGUUCAAAAUAAAUUGGUCUGCAGUUUUUAUAAACAAAACCCAAAAGCAAUGACUUGUUUUUCUUUAAAGGUCACAGUUUUAUAUUCUGUUGUUACAAAGUUAAAUAUAACCCUGAAUAUGGGGUACAAAUUGGACUGACAAAAUCUUCAAGCAGUGCACAUAUACAUCAUGUGCUGGACACAUGAAAAGUGACCAAAAGACUUCUGAAGUGCCCUGGUUUAUCAAGUAUGUUGAGAAUUGAUGUUAUUGGCCUUGGUGGCUAUUUUCUGCUUUGCAUUGCUUAAUAAUAUCUUAAUGCUGGCAUUAAGAUUGGGAUAGCUGCUUUCUGCUAAUUAGUCCAAACAGUUCAAAACUUUGUUACUGGUGUUAAGUUAUUGAUGCAAUUUAAUAAGUUUUUUCCAAUCUAUAUUUAAGUAGAAAGAAUUGCAUCUUUUUGCAUAGUACUCCUCCCUCAGGAGUUGCUUUGAAUUAUUGAGCUAGCUUUUGCUACUUUGUGAAUCUGAAACAUUUUUCUUUUAAAUUUAUUAAUAAAUAUGAAAAGUCAAACUUG